This is a messenger RNA of Ceraceosorus bombacis, 1618 nucleotides long. NCBI's taxonomy places the organism in Eukaryota, Fungi, Basidiomycota, Exobasidiomycetes, Ceraceosorales, Ceraceosoraceae. The record is from the annotation of a GenBank genome assembly.
AUGGACUACGCGUACGAGCUCCUGUGAGUGCUAGCCUCGAACGUCACAGAUUGAGCGCCGUUCUGCCAAUGCUGAGCCUGUGCGCCUCUCUUACUUGGUAUGCCAGCGACCGCGGCUACCUGCCCGAUUUCUUGGUGGUGCGUCUUCAGGAAGUGUUUCAGUGUUUCAGUCUCGAAUCUGCCACUUGAUGAAUACCCCAUCCGCCUCUUACUGAUUUGUCAAAGCCGCUCCCUACCUUUUGACAGCGCCGAGCCAUCCGGCUGCUCAACGCACAGCGUUUGCGGACCUUGGAGCUGCCCCAGACCGACUAUGCGGCUCAUAUAGCCUCCAAGCUGGAGUACGUCAGGAGUCUCAAGACGAGGGAGAUCGCUGUCAAGACUGAAAAUGCCAAUGAACAGCACUAUGAGGUGGACACUGGAUUCAUGCUCAGCGCUCUCGGAAAGCACGGCAAGUACAGCUGUUGCCUGUACGAGAACGGCAACGAGACACUGGACGAGGCAGAAGGUGAGAUGGAUCAUGCUUCCAUUUCGACGCGGUGUUCGCUCAUCAUGGAAUCGCAUUCCUGCCAACCCAGAGGCUAUGAUGAUCUCUUACACCAAGAAGGCGCAUCUGAAAGACGGUCAAAAGGUGCUUGAUCUAGGCUGCGGGUGGGGCUCCCUAAGCCUGUGGUUAGCAGCUCGUUACCCCAAAUCCCAAAUCAGCAGUCUGUCAAACAGCAAGACCCAAAAGGUUUACAUCGACCAAGAGGCUAAGAAGAGGGGCAUCAACAAUCUGACCGUCUUUACUGGCGACGUCAAGACGUAUGAAUUUGAGCCUGAAUCGUUUGACAGAGUGAUCAGCAUUGAGAUGUUCGAACACGUGAGUAGAAUGCGCAAGACCGAUCCACUCCCUGCUUACUCCGAGUCCAUUCUCAUUCACAGAUGAAGAAUUACUCUCUGCUCUUGGCCAAAGUCUCCUCAUGGCUCAAAGCUUUUCCGAAGGAUGCACCGCUGGAGGACAGAUCACUGCUGUUCAUCCACAUCUUCUGCCACAUCACCACUCCUUAUCACUUUGAAACCGGUGACGGGUGGAUGACAAAGCACUUCUUUGAGGGCGGGACAAUGGCCAGUCAUGAUCUUUUCGUGAGUGCGCAAGGCGAGAAGUCGCCUGACAUCAGCUGAUCGUUGCCGCUUGCUCCCCAUUCGUAGCUGCACUUCCAGAAUGACGUUGUUCUUGAAGACCUCUGGUGGUAAGUUUGGCGUAACCAGCGACUGUCUGUACCCUCGGCAUGAACCCUGACCUUUACACCUCGUCCUAAUCGCAGGAUCAAUGGCACUCACUAUGGCAGAACCUCGGAAGACUGGCUCAAGACAUUGGAUCGCAACAACAAGGACAACAAGUCCGUGCGACUGCUUCGCGAAGAUGCCAAGAAGAAGGGCUUGGAUCCUAUCGAGGGCGAAAAGGCUUUCUACAGGUGAGAUGAUGAUUCGCCAUGUUGUUCUCAAAGCUACGUUGCUGAUGCUGAUGUGCUGUGUCGCUUGAUAGGUGGAGGACAUUCUACCUCGCCGUGGCCGAGUUUUUUGCGACGGAUAAUGGUCAGGAGUGGGGCGUAGGUCACUAUCUCUUCAGCAAGCGAUAG